GCUUCGCAACGACUAGCGACGGCUCGAUCGGUUUAGUUCUUCGCGCUGAAUUCGAGCAUUCGAAACGCUGUACAUUUCUUCUUCCUACAAUGGCAAGAAGCGAGGAUCUCCAAAACUCGAGAAUCGGUCUGUAUCGCGAACAGUCGAUUCCGACGAAGCGACUUUAGAAUCGUUCGAACGAUGGAUGGGCAGGGUCCCGAGGCCAGCGCGAACCGCCACACGGAUCGGAUCCCCCCGUCGCGCCUCGCCGCGGCGUCUGCCGUCCGCGUUCGUCGCCUUUCUCUCCGGCUGUCCGGCUCUCCGGCUCUCCUACCGUUCGAGGCCCCGUAAGAGAGGCCCCAUUCAGAGUCUCCGUCGCUCUCUUCGGUCUCGACCGCCGUUCGGGCCCGCUCGGUUCCCUUACCUGCGUGCUCGGGGAGACCCGGGCCUGGAAUAGAGACAGCCAUCUUGAGGUGUACGCCGUGCGCGCAACAACCGUGGCCUCGCGCUCUCGCCGUCCACGUCCGCUCGAACGCGUAUUUUCUACUCCGUCGAGGCGAGAUCAGCCGCGUAAACUCGCGCCGCCGUGCAACCAGAUGCGACCGAUCGACGAGGCAACAUCUGUCGCGGUUUCCGGGCACCUCGGUGCAACCCUCGGUGCAACCAACGGUGCAACAACCCUUCGGCCCGAGCGCGUCCACGAAGUUCCCGGCGAACGGUGGAUAUCGGACAGCCGUCGCGGCGUCGCGUCGAUGGUUUCGACGGUGUCUCGAAGUUGAAACGGAUACCGCGAGAGAGAGAGAGAGAGAGAGAGAGAGAGGAGGAGGAGGAGGAGGUGCGCGCCUGCCGCCUGGAUUUAACCUUCGUUAGCGAUCGCGCAGUGAUUCUCAAACGUUCGAAAAAGUCUCUUCAGGAUCCAGGAAAUCGUCGGAAAUUCCAGCGAUUCGUGUUCCUCGGUAGACUCUGGACUCAGAAUGGGCUCGAAGAUAGAGUACGUGGAGUCCUCUCACAUGUACGCGACGAAUUACAUUCGCAAUUCGAAGGCGAUCGGCGUCCUAUGGGGCAUAUUCACCAUAUGCUACGCCAUAAUCGGCGUCGUGGCUUUCGUCACGCCGGAAUGGCUCGGCGACCUGGAACACGAGAACCCCGGCAGGUUCGGUCUUUGGACCCGGUGCAGCUACGGCGGUAACGGUGAACUCGGAGAGGAGUGCAUCGGAAGACUGGACGAUCUAUCGACGAUCGUGAACGUCCCGUUCAGGGCGAGCACGAUUCUGGUAGGCGUCGCUGUCGUGAUAGCAUUGUUGACGAUUUGCGCGAUGCUUCUGUUCUUCUUCUGCCAAAGCACCACCGUGUUCUACCUCUGCGCCUGGAUGCAGGUCGUGUCAGCGAUAUCCAUGGCGAUCGGAGUCUGCGUUUAUCCGCUCGGCUGGGAUUCGCCGAUAAUACGAGCCGUCUGCGGCGCAGCCGCGUCCAGAUACAAUCCAGGGGCUUGCGCCGUUAGAUGGGCGAUACCGUUGGCCGCGAUCGCGGCACUGGACGCCGCUACCUUGGCAGCGCUCGCUUUCAUUUUGGCGUCGAGGCACGUCAGGUUGCAGCCCGAGCCCUUCAACAACGGCUCCCUCUACAAAGGCGAGGUGAAUCCGGGAUACGUGAACGAGGCGCAGAGCGUCGCAGGAUCCCGGAAGUCGUUGUCGUUGAGACCGGUGCUGCUGGUAGCGCCGCCGGAACAGGACCGCUACAGCGAGCUGUCCAGAGCGAAAUCCCAUUCUCAUCACAGCCUCUACACCCCCGCGCCCUCCCAUCCGGCGCACACGAUGUCAACGAACACCUUGAACCAUUCCCAACACAAUUUCCAAUUGUAGGAUUUAAUUACCGACGAGAGAACACGACGUUACCCCCGCCGCUGCGAUCGAACGACCUUUCGAGCGGCUCGCCGACCGUCGUCCACGGUCGCGGAUUUAUUUUCCACCCGCGAGACGCUUUCAAGGUGCACGCUUCUCUAUGGGAUCCGUUAGCGAUCGCUCUCUAACUUUGGCGCACCGUUCGCACCGUUCGCACCGAUCGCAUCGAUCGCACCGAUCGCGGCACGGAUACUCUCCGAACGACGACGGAAUUUCUAACGAUGUCGAGAGACUACGACGAAGCCGAACAGAUUUUUAACGCGCCACGGUUCGCGCGAACUUGGCGCGUUCUCGGCGUUUCCGCGGUCACCGUUAUUCCGCUGUAAUAACAACGACGAAGAAACGUAAACGCGAACCCUCGCGCACCGUGUACUCGGGUAAAGACUAAAUACGUGCUACGCGUACAGCGACUACGGUAAACCGGAUAACCGGAUAGUUCGCGAUGCGACAACUUUGAUACUCCGGGUCGGAGCGGGCCCGAGCACUGCCGUCCAAGGAAUAUAACUCGUGGAAAAAAACAAUCGCGACUUGCAAUAAUUGUACAUAUACCACUAUACAGCACUUGCACGUAAUAUUCGUCGAACGCGCGAGAGACCCUGGUUCGCGCGUUGUAUAUAAGGGUUGCCGUAAUCGGCGUUUUCUACUUUCUAAUCGUAAGGAUCGUGCCCCUUCGAGAAGAAAUAAGACGUUAUUUCUCUGUAAAAAUGUUGGCAAAUGUAAAACUCGCAAAGUUUCGCAGUCCUCUACUAUGCUAUACCAUACUACAAUAUACAAUACUAUACUAUA
Megalopta genalis is the source of this 2666-nucleotide messenger RNA. RefSeq names its product LHFPL tetraspan subfamily member 5 protein (gene Lhfpl). The record is from RefSeq and is a predicted model, not a curated record. Gene Ontology annotation, biological process: sensory perception of sound. Gene Ontology annotation, cellular component: plasma membrane. NCBI's taxonomy places the organism in Eukaryota, Metazoa, Arthropoda, Insecta, Hymenoptera, Halictidae.